UUAGAAAUUAUGGUUCUCUUAAUGAUGCUGGUAUUUGGUCCAGCACAGACAUGUGUCAUGCUUUAGAAAACAAUAUAAUUUCAAUACCACAAGCACGUCCUAUACCCAAUACAAACAUUAUACUACCAUUUUGUAUGGUUGGUGACGAGGAUUUCCCUCUUAAAACUUAUUUAAUGCGUCCGUAUGCAAAACAAAACUUGUUAGGCAAUGAGCAAAAAGUGUUUAAUUAUAGAUUAUCAAGGGCACGCCGAAUUGUAGAAAAUGCUUUCGGUAUUCUUACCUCAAGAUGGAGAAUUUUACGAACGUCCAUAAGUUUAAAAGUAGACACUGCAGAAACAAUAAUACAAGCUGUGACUUGUUUGCAUAAUUUUAUUAUAACUACAGCAUCGAAUAACAAUUUAUAUAUACAGCCUAGUAUCGCAGAUAGAGAAGAACUUAAUGGAGACAUAAUACCUGGAAAUUGGCGAAAUUUAGCAACAAACAACGAAUGUAUGAUUAAUUUUGGACGAGUUGGUGCAAAUAUUGGUGCAGUUACCGCUAUGAGGCAACGUGACAUUUUAGCUCGUUAUUUUAUGUGAAGAAGGAAGCAUAUUAUUUC
Trachymyrmex cornetzi is the source of this 598-nucleotide messenger RNA. RefSeq lists its product as uncharacterized. The transcript has 2 exons. Lineage: Eukaryota; Metazoa; Arthropoda; Insecta; Hymenoptera; Formicidae. The coding region runs from base 51 to 578 and encodes 175 amino acids. The record is from RefSeq and is a predicted model, not a curated record.